AUGGCUAACACCCGCAACGGCCUGCUCCUCGCUCUCGCUGCGACGGGUCUGCUCUCGUCGGCGAGCGCUUUUGACCCCGCCAAAGACCGAUGGCUUUGCAAGCAAGACGACGCUAUUUGUGUCACCUCGUUCGUGUGGUGCUCUACCAACAAGGAGGACUCGGCGAAGGGUUGCUCAUACCCCAACAACACAUGGCCGUACUAUAACCGCGACGAGGGCGACAACCCGGCCAUGGUUCUCUGGGAUAAGGAGUACACCAUUAGCUGGCAUGGAACCGACGACGACUACUCUACUCUCAUUGAGUGGCAUUUCGUGAGGGAUCCUGAGACGCCUAGCAACUCGAGUAGCUUGACUUGGAAGAAGGAGCUCAAGAACAAGGAGACGUCCUACACGUUCAAGUUUAAGGAUCUCGCUGCCGACUUUCCUACCAAGGACCACGACGACAUCGACGCCGAGCAGGUCAAGGCUGCUGCUAGCAACCUCAAGAACCUCUGGGCCGUCUCACAGCCCGACCGGCCCUAUGAGGGCGAGGGACGUGUCCACGGAAACCCAUGGAUGGACAAGUCGUCAAAGUUCAUCGUCAUGGACGAUGACGUGGUGCCGUAUCUUGAGACACAGAGCGAGAAGGCCAGAGAAGAUGAGAGGCGCAAGUGGGAGAAGGGAGUUGCUAUUGGAGUCGGCGUCGGAGUGCCUAUCCUGAUGGCGGCCGCUUUCAUGGUCGGCAAGAUGUUUGGUGGUAAGAGGGAGGAGAAGAGGUCGGGAUACAAGUCUGUGGGAGCAUAUCACUCUGGGUAUAAUGAGCCGAACUUGGGUGGUCACUAA
Messenger RNA from Fusarium keratoplasticum, 822 nucleotides. RefSeq lists its product as uncharacterized. The transcript has 2 exons. Bases 1 to 822 code for a protein of 273 amino acids. NCBI's taxonomy places the organism in Eukaryota, Fungi, Ascomycota, Sordariomycetes, Hypocreales, Nectriaceae. The record is from RefSeq and is a predicted model, not a curated record.